GCUGGUUGGCCGGUCAAUUAGUGCUCGCGGGGUCAGUGGCCUGCACAGCGCGGUUCUCGGCUCUCAGGCUCGGAGGUGGGGAGGAACCGGGAGCCGCCCGGGAAGGAGCCCCCCGCCCCGCACCCAGUAAGAAAAGAAGGCUGGAUAGGGAAGCAGAGUCAUGGCGUCUGACGCUAGUCAUGUUCUACAGGCCGCCCUGGAGCAGAUGGAUGGACUCAUUGCAGGCACUAAAACAGGUGCAGAUCUCAGUGAUGGGACCUGUGAGCCGGGACUGGCUUCCCCAGCCACCUGCAUGAACUCCUAUCCAGUGCUACAUCUUGUCGAGGACCUGAGGCUGGCCCUGGAGAUGCUGGAGCAUCCUGAGGAGAGAGCGCUUCUCCUAAGCCAGAUCCCAGGCCCCACAGCCACCUACAUAAGGGAGUGGUUUGCGGACAGCUUGUCCCAGGUAAAUCACCACAGUGCUGCAAGCAAUGAAACCUACCAGGAGCGCUUGGCACGUCUAGAAGGAGAUAAGGAGUCUCUCAUAUUACAGGUGAGUGUCCUCACAGAUCAAGUGGAAGCCCAAGGAGAGAAGAUCCGGGACCUGGAAGUGUGUCUGGAAGGACACCAGGUGAAGCUCAAUGCAGCUGAAGAGAUGCUUCAACAGGAGCUGCUAAGUCGUACAUCACUCGAGACCCAAAAGCUAGAUCUGAUGACUGAAGUGUCUGAACUGAAGCUCAAGCUGGUUGGCAUGGAAAAGGAGCAGCGAGAGCAAGAGGAUAAACAGAGAAAAGCAGAGGAGUUACUGCAAGAGCUCAGGCAUCUCAAAAUUAAGGUGGAAGAGUUGGAGAAUGAACGUAAUCAAUAUGAGUGGAAGCUGAAGGCCACUAAGGCUGAGGUAGCCCAGCUGCAAGAGCAGGUGGCUUUGAAAGAUGCAGAAAUUGAGCGUUUGCACAGCCAGCUCUCCCGGACAUCAGCUCUCCAGGGUGACCAGGCAGAGAAAGAUCAAGAAAUUCAACGUUUGAAAAUAGGGAUGGAAACCUUGCUCGUUGCCAAUGAAGAAAAGGACCGACGGAUAGAGGAACUUACGGGACUUUUAAACCAGUUCCGAAGGGUAAAAGAGAUCGUCAUGGCAACUCAAGGAUCUUCAGAAAGAGCUCUCUCAAUCAAUGAGGAAGAGCUGGAGGGAAAUUUUCGAAAGUGGAAUUCUACAAGUAAAGGUCCCGAAGAACCAUUUAAACCAGAGAUGUUACAACGAUGUAGCUCUCCCACAGCUGGGCCACCACCACUUCCACAGAAGUCACUGGAAACCAGAACUCAGAAAAAGCUUUCCUGUAGUCUAGAAGACUUGAGAAGAGAAUCUGUGGAUAAGAACAUUGUUGAUGGGAAGCAGCUCUCCCCAGCAGUGGAAUCUAAGGAAGAGGAUGAGUUUCCCAGUGAGCAUACAGAUGUUGACACCAUGGAUGGCCCUUUUCCAGCUGAGCACAAAUAUCCCACUUUACCUGGGAAGCACUCAGGAAGCAUACCCAAUGGUGAGGCUGCCAAGUCUCUUCCUAACACUUCCCAGCCUGAUCCCACCGGGAGCAGCCUGCUGAGGCUGAGAGACACAGAAAGUGGCUGGGAUGACAGUGCCGUAACCAAUGACCUCUCAUCUACAUCAUCUGGCACUGAGUCAGGGCCCCAAUCUCCCUUGACACCAGAUGCUAAACGGAGUCCUAAAGGCAUCAAGAAAAUAUGGGGAAAAAUCCGAAGAACACAGUCAGGAAAUUUCAACACUGAUGCACCUGGGAUGGCAGAGUUUCGACGAGGUGGGCUCCGGGCAACUGCAGGGCCAAGACUCUCAAGAACCAGAGACCCCAAGGGUCAGAAAUGUGAUGCCAAUGCCCCAUUUGCCCAGUGGAACACAGAGCGAGUGUGCGCCUGGCUGGAAGACUUUGGUCUCAGUCAGUACGUGAUCUUUGCUAGACAGUGGGUGACUUCUGGCCACACUUUGUUGACAGCUACUCCUCAGGACAUGGAAAAGGAGCUGGGAAUUAAACACCCUCUGCACAGGAAGAAGCUAGUUUUAGCAGUGAAAGCAAUCAACACCAAACAGGAGGAGAAGUCAGCACUGCUUGACCACAUCUGGGUGACACGUUGGCUUGAUGAUAUUGGCUUACCCCAGUAUAAAGACCAGUUUCAUGAGUCUAGAGUUGAUGGACGUAUGCUGCAAUACCUAACUGUGAAUGAUCUACUCUUCUUAAAAGUCACCAGCCAACUACACCAUCUCAGUAUCAAAUGUGCCAUUCAUGUGCUACAUGUCAACAAGUUCAACCCCCACUGCUUGCACCGGCGACCAGCUGAUGAGAGCAACCUUUCUCCUUCAGAAGUUGUGCAAUGGUCCAAUCACCGGGUGAUGGAGUGGCUGAGAUCUGUGGACCUGGCAGAAUAUGCUCCCAAUCUCCGUGGGAGUGGUGUCCAUGGAGGUCUCAUUAUCCUGGAAUCUCGCUUCACUGGAGAUACCUUGGCUAUGCUUCUCAAUAUCCCGCCACAAAAGACACUCCUCAGACGUCACCUAACUACCAAAUUCAAUGCCCUGAUUGGUCCCGAGGCUGAACAGGAAAAGCGAGAAAAAAUGACUUCACCAGCUUAUACACCACUGACCACCACAGCCAAAGUUCGGCCAAAGAAACUGGGAUUUUCACAUUUUGGAAAUAUAAGAAAAAAGAAAUUCGAUGAAUCAACUGACUACAUCUGUCCAAUGGAAUCCAGUAACAAUGGCGGAGACAGUCACGGGGUCUACAGCGGCUACCGGGGUCUCAACGCCCUUGAGGCCCCAGAACUGGAUUGCCUGGACCAGGUGGGACAGAUUAGCUGAUGUCAUUUUCGCCUGAUCUCACUGCGCCCCCAAGAGCUCACAGUAACUCUGUGUGUCACCUUACCACUGCACCUCACUGUGUGUGUCAUCCCUGCACCUGUGCAUGGCUCGCAGAGAACAUUCCAGCAGAUGCACUUCCUGGGCUGUCUCACUUCAGACCCUGAGAGUGUCCAGAUUAUGGUGCUACACCUUUUCUAAGGUUGUGGCUCCUUUGGGGACUAUUGCCAAAAGUGGACUCAGGAAGAAGAUGUUUGUAUAUUCAUAGCAGGUCUUGCUGUUAUUCGUCAGCUCCAGAGAAGCCUAUGAACCUGGACACAGAUCUAGAGAAUAUGGACAAUAUUUUGGGAUUUGGAAACUUGUGUCUCAUGCUUAUCCUGUCAGCCCUGUUUGUCAGUCAUGAGACCCCCAGAUGUGGGUGUGUUGCAGUGGCAGGAGUCACUCAGCAACUGGGCAGAUAAAAGGCUAAUCUUGCUAAAAGGACCCUCUUCUUGUCAUGGGUUUGGCCAGUGAGGGGGCUCACACCAUAGGCCCCCUCCACUGCACACUAGUUGAGGGGAAAUCUUAAGUGCCUUAGGCUUGUGGCCACAGUCUUGACUGAGAGUGCCUGGACCACUGGGCAGGGGUAUAACUGUGUUGUGCUUUACGCAGAGGUGAUCACUUCUUUCUGAUAAUAAAAACAGUAUUUAUGUAGAAAAUAAAA
Molecule: messenger RNA, 3536 nt
Organism: Suncus etruscus (white-toothed pygmy shrew)
Lineage: Eukaryota; Metazoa; Chordata; Mammalia; Eulipotyphla; Soricidae
Gene: PPFIBP2
Product: PPFIA binding protein 2
Exons: 25
Coding region: 161-2836 (891 amino acids)
Biological process (GO): neuromuscular junction development
Cellular component (GO): presynaptic active zone
Molecular function (GO): protein binding
Source: RefSeq, a predicted model, not a curated record